AAAAUGGCGCAAAAGCAAAAUGAAACCCGACAAAAGUGAAAAUGAGACGGGCACGCGUCCAUUCCACGUGUCUUGUCUCCAUCCACCACUCAUCAGUUGCUGGCCACGCGCCUCCCUGUGUACCCUUCUCUCCCGCCACUCUCUCUCUAUCCCCUAAAACACAUUUCCACUAAAAGCUUUUUUUCCUCCCCAUUCGUACUGUUAAAUCCACGCGUUUCUAUUAUUCAAAGGUAAAUCUUUGGUGGUUUUCGAACUAAUUGAUAAAACAUGGGUUCUGAGACUCCAGCAACAUUGGUUGAGCAGACAAAUGCAGCAGUGAAGACAUCUGUUGGGAGAUCUUGUGCUCCGAAGACCAAGGGAAAGGUUCCUAAAAGAAUUCACAAGGCAGAGAGGGAGAAGCUCAAGCGUGAGCAUUUGAACGAACUCUUCCUCGACUUGGCGAAUGCUCUCGAUCCAAAUCAACCGAAUAAUGGGAAGGCCUCUAUUUUGUGUGAAGCAACUCGACUGUUAAAGGACUUAUUCUGCCAAAUCGAGUCCCUCAAAAAGGAAAAUUCUUCUUUGUUAUCUGAAUCUCACUAUGUUAACAUUGAGAAGAAUGAGCUGAAGGAGGAGAAUUUCACCCUAGAAACUCAAAUCCGGGAGCUGCAAAGUGAUAUAGGGACAAAGAUGGCUCAAUCUAAACCCAACCUGAAAGAGCCUCGCCCCGACUUUCAGCAAACCCAAUUACCUUCACACUUUCAUGGAGAUCAGCCCGGUUUGCCCGCUGUCAAACCUGCCCCGCAACAACCAUCGGCUCUCCUCGUUGUUCCCUUACAUCCUGACAUCAACCUGCCGCUAAACCAAACUCCAUUGUCAGGAAACCACAUGCUCGAUAUCCAACCCCUGCGGAUACAUGGCCUUCUAAACUUCUUGGGGAGCAAUCAGACAUUAGGAAUGAGUGACAACUUUGAUGAUAGAAAACUCAAGCCAAGCUUGUACAUUUCUUCUUAUGGGUGUAAUGGAUGAUGAGUUAAUAGCAUGUUUUGUAUGUGCUUUGGAUGAAUUCAAUUUAAUUUUAACUUCA
This is a messenger RNA of Hibiscus syriacus, 1063 nucleotides long. RefSeq names its product transcription factor bHLH47-like. The coding region runs from base 268 to 1005 and encodes 245 amino acids. The transcript is spliced from 6 exons. Gene Ontology annotation, molecular function: protein dimerization activity. The record is from RefSeq and is a predicted model, not a curated record. NCBI's taxonomy places the organism in Eukaryota, Viridiplantae, Streptophyta, Magnoliopsida, Malvales, Malvaceae.